Microstroma glucosiphilum is the source of this 699-nucleotide messenger RNA. RefSeq lists its product as hypothetical. The transcript has 3 exons. The record is from RefSeq and is a predicted model, not a curated record. NCBI's taxonomy places the organism in Eukaryota, Fungi, Basidiomycota, Exobasidiomycetes, Microstromatales, Microstromataceae. The coding region runs from base 1 to 699 and encodes 232 amino acids.
AUGAGACUCUUCCCCUUCCUCCUUCUCAGCUUUGCCCUGCUGGCAGCGGCUCAUGCACACACUCUCCCUCCCCAACCCAGCUCUAGGUCCAGAUCUAUUCAAUCAAACCGCCACCAACAGGAGCAUCACAAGCACGAUCAGCUAGCCCUUCGGCCUCGAGGUCUGCUAAUGUCCGUCCCCUCGGACGGGACCGCCUCAGGAUGGGAGCGCGAGCAGCUCUUGGGAUCCAAUCGACAACGCACUUCCGCUUCUCAACCACAAGGACAAGAAUUCGUCGGUCCGGAUUCAGACGAGUCUCCCGGUCGUGCGCACCUCCCAAUCUCCACCCCAGAACGCACACCUUGGGGUUCUCCCACUGGCUACGGUCACGGUCCCGUACACGGCAUCGGGCUCGGGCUCGGCCAUGGCUGUGGGCGAGGAGAUUCUACCCCUCGCUCUUCCAGUCCUCAGUCGGGCAAGUACAGUUGCGGUGAUACGGGUCAGGAGAGUAUUCCUUCUUGGUCUACACCUGGAUGGGUGAAGGCGAAGAAGCAAGGGACGGGAAGUGAUGCAGGAGGUGCUGGUAGUAGUGGGAAUGGAAAUGGGAGGCAGAAGAAGAAGAAGGGAGGGUCUGGCAACGAGGGCGAGGAAAAACGAACAGAAACAUCGACGCUUCAUCUUUUCGACGCCCUCGUCACUUCCGAGUUCAAGCUAAGCUGA